UGUUGCAGGUAAUUCUCUUCGGCUAACCUCUCAAGAAUGACCGACUUCGAUACGGAUCCUACUUCCAUGUAUAGCGUGAAAGGAAUUGUUAUCCUUGAUCAAGAUGGAAAUAGAGUAAUUGCAAAGUACUUCGACAAAUCCACUUUUGGAACUACGAAGGAACAGAAAGCUUUCGAAAAAAGUUUGUUCCAGAAAACGUCGAGAAAUUCAUCAUCUGAAAUCAUCCUUCUUGAUGGUGUGACUUGUAUCUACCGAUCAAACGUUGAUCUGUACAUGUACGUUCUCGGCAGUAGUCGCGAAAAUGAAUUGGUUUUGGAAUCUCUGCUGAACUGCCUUUUCGAUGCUAUCUCUACAGUCCUUCGGAAAAAUGUUGAGAAGAAAGCCCUGAUCGAUGCAAUGGAUACAUGCAUAUUGAUUAUCGACGAAAUAUGUGAUGAAGGAAUUAUUCUCGAAACGGACCCUCAAGCAGUUGUCUCUCGCUGUGCGUUGAAGGCUGACGAGAUCUCUUUCUCAGACCAGACAUUCUCACAAAAGGGAGCAGAGGCUAAUCUUUUCAAGAAAGAGAAGCAUGGAACUCAUGCUGAAUCUAGACGAGGGACUUUCAAAUUGGAUGACAUGAAGGAUGCUUUGUCAAAAGCCGUGGAAGAAACCAAGGAAAACAACAUGAACAUGGAGAGCACCCUUUUUCGAGAUGAGUCGCACGUUAUCACUCUUUCUGGCAUUGAGAAUUUUUUCUUGCAAGGAAAAGUUCCACAGAUAAAUCAAGCCCACGGUGGACGACGUAAAGGCAGGAAUCUACCUCAUCAAGCGGAUCCCAAUCUUUGCGAAGAAGAGGAUGAAGAUGAGUCUGAAGAAAAAGAGGUUUCAGAGGAGCAGUUUGCACACUGCGAUCUUGGAAAGCUUAGAGACUAUCUCAAUAGCGAUGAAGUCAAGCAGAAGGAUGCUAAGCGUAUAGAAAUUUUAAGACAGGAGUUUUCCUGGUGGACUUACUGCUUGGCGGGUGGAUUCAACUUACUACUUUACGGUGUUGGGUCAAAAAGGGCCUUAGUGAAUGCGUUCCGUGAAGAGCAGCUGAGUAGGUAUCGAACCUUAACGAUCGAUGGCUUUCGUGAAGAUGUUACCUCCAAAUCCAUCCUUGUUAAUGUCGUCGAGUGUAUGCAACUCAAAAACUGCGAGCAAAAGCGACGACCACUAGUUGAUUGGGCAAAACAUAUUGCUUCCACCAUCGAACAAAAGAAGCAGCAGCUUAUCAUCUUGCUGAACAACAUCGAUAGCCCCAAUUUGAGAGAUCCUCUGGAUCAGACUGUGUUGGCGAUGUUAGCAGAAAAUCCUGCGGUUUUAUUGGUUGCCACCAUCGAUCACAUCAAUGCAACCCUUUUGUGGACAAGCGUUUUACUAGAAUCAUUCAAGUGGGUGUACUGCCGCGCGGACACCUUUGCUUAUCCUGCAGAAGAGUUGCUUGCAGGACAAUCGUCGCUGUUAGGACUCAGUGCCAAAAGUAGUCAUUCGGCACAUUCGCUCUCCUCUCUCGACGUAUUAUGGCAAUCCUUAGCAGCGAACUCUCGUUCCAUAUUUCGGCUCUUCUACGCCAUGUACUUCACGGCAAAUGAGCCUGUACCAUUUUGGGACCUCUUCGGUGCAGCCAAGGAUGAUUUUCUUGUCUCUUCGGACACCGCAUUACGGCAACAGUUGGUUGAGUUCAAUGAUCAUCGAAUACUGAGAUGGAAACGAAAAGAAGAUGGAAAUGAGCAGUUAGUUGGAACGCUGGAGAAAUCAUUGGUGGAGAAAUUCUUUGAAGAAAAAGGACUCAACUUAGAAUUCUGAGCUUGAUGUAUCAAAUAUAUCACAUUCCAUUCCGCACUGCCUCGCUUAUGCUUUCGAUUUGAUACUCGCAUAAUGAUCACAGAAUCUACUUUUCUCGAAUGUCUCUCUCAUAUCCUAGCCUUUUGAACUGGUCGCCGGUAGUCUUUUCUCUUACAAAAAACCUGUAUAUUUGUAAUGUUCAUAAUUUAGUGUGACCUUUUAUCUGCAUUUGCUAUCCUGAAUUUUUGGAAAUACACAUUUGAUUAAGAUGUUCGACAUUUAUAUGCAUUUUCUGACUUUGUCAGUGUUACAAGGGUGAAAGAAGUGCA
Messenger RNA from Cylicocyclus nassatus, 2132 nucleotides. Lineage: Eukaryota; Metazoa; Nematoda; Chromadorea; Rhabditida; Strongylidae. The record is from the annotation of a GenBank genome assembly.